Pogona vitticeps (central bearded dragon) is the source of this 1131-nucleotide messenger RNA. The record is from RefSeq and is a predicted model, not a curated record. NCBI's taxonomy places the organism in Eukaryota, Metazoa, Chordata, Lepidosauria, Squamata, Agamidae.
GAAGCCUGGGUCCCGAAUUCGAAUUAGCUGAUCUUGCUGGGGACGGAGCGAGAAGCGGCCCGCUCUCUGGAGGAUGGUUGCCAGCCCGGUGAAGAGGUUUGUGGGCACGGCGGUUCUCUUUGCUGUGCUCUGGAACGUGGUUUUCCUCGGUCAGUGGCUGGACAGCGUUGGGCGACCCCGGGAGCCGCCCCUGACGGUCUUGAUUUGGGACUGGCCCCAAGGGCGGCCUUUGAACCUCACCGGCGACCUCUGCGCCACAAGGUACCAGAUUGAGGGCUGCCACUUGACCGGAGACCGCCGCUUGUACGGAGACGCGGACGUGGUGGCGUUCCAUCACCGGGAGCUUCAGAAGGACAGGGCCCGUCUGCCAAGGGCAAAGGGCAAUCCCGGGCAGAAGUGGGUGUGGGUCUCCCUGGAGUCCCCCAGCCACUCCGACGCUUUAAGCGGCUGGAACGGGACAGGAUGGGACUGGGUCAUGACCUACAGGCGCGACUCUGACAUCUUCGUCCCUUAUGGCGAACUCAUCCCUCGCGCGCCGGACGACGAGGUGGACAUCCCGGAGAAGACCGGCUUGGUGGCCUGGGUCAUCAGCAACUUCCACCGCCACCAGGAGAGAGCGCAGCUGGCCCUGAAUCUCUCCCAGCACCUCCAGAUCGACGUGUACGGUAAGGCGAGCAAGAAACCGCUCUGCCCGGGCUGCCUGUUGCCGACCAUCGCCCGGUACAAGUUCUACCUCGCCUUCGAGAACUCCAUCCACCGGGACUACAUCACCGAGAAGCUUUGGCGCAACAGCCUCCUCGCGGGGGCCGUGCCCGUCGUCCUGGGGCCGCCCCGGGCCAACUACGAGGAAUUCAUCCCGGCCGAGACCUUCAUCCACGUCCGAGAUUUUGGAUCCGUGGAGGACCUGGCCGGCUUCCUGGCCCACAUGAACGAGAGCCACUACCGGCGUUACUUCGCGUGGAAGCGGCGCUAUCGCGUUAAGCUGUACGAUGACUGGCGGGAGCGUUUCUGCACCAUCUGCCGGCGGUACCCCCAUCUGCCCCAAGGAAAAGUUUAUCCUGAUUUGAAGAGCUGGUUCUGGGAUUAGGUGUCCAGGUGGGCUGGGAGACUAACCAGAAGCAAGAGAGCGGU